GCAGGUGGCUUUCUAGAAGAUGACCAUAGAGGAACUUCCGGAGUUCCCAUUAGAAGGCAACCGUCUGUUCGGAAGAUACCCGUUUUUAUUUUCUGGCUCUGACACGCCCGUGACCUUUUCCAUCUCUGCAGCACCAAUGCCUUUGGACUGUGAGUUUUCUUUCUUCGAUCCCAAUGAUGCCUCAUGCCAGGAGAUCCUCUUUGACCCCAAAACUUCGGUCUCAGAAUUAUUUGCCAUUUUAAGACAGUGGGUUCCUCAGGUCCAGCAAAACAUCGACAUUGUUGGAAAUGAGAUCCUGAAGCGAGGCUGCAAUGUGAAUGACAGGGACGGACUAACGGACAUGACCCUCCUGCACUACACCUGCAAAUCCGGGGCUCACGGCAUUGGUGACGUAGAGACAGCUGUCAAGUUUGCCACGCGCCUCAUUGACCUGGGAGCGGAUGCUGGCCUGCGCAGCCGCUGGACCAACAUGAACGCUCUGCACUACGCAGCCUACUUUGAUGUCCCGGAGCUCAUUCGUGUGAUUCUGAAGACGUCAAAGCCAAAAGAUGUGGAUGCCACCUGCAGUGACUUCAGUUUCGGAACGGCUCUGCACAUCGCGGCCUACAACCUGUGUGCCGGGGCCGUGAGGUGCCUGCUGGAGCAGGGGGCCAACCCCGCAUUCCGGAAUGACAAGGGACAGAUCCCUGCCGAUGUUGUCCCAGACCCUGUGGAUAUGCCACUGGAAAUGGCGGACGCUGCGGCCACUGCCAAGGAGGUCAAGCAGAUGCUCUUGGACGCGGUGCCUCUGUCAUGCAGCAUCUCGAAGGCUGUGCUACCCCACUACGACCAUACCGCUGGCAAAGCCAUGCUCACGUCCCUUGGCCUGAAGCUGGGGGACCGUGUUGUCAUCGCAGGACAGAAGGUCGGCACAUUAAGAUUUUGUGGAACAACUGAAUUUGCAAGUGGGCAGUGGGCUGGCAUCGAAUUGGAUGAACCAGAAGGAAAAAACAAUGGAAGUGUUGGAAAAGUCCAGUACUUUAAAUGUGCCCCCAAAUAUGGGAUUUUUGCUCCUCUGUCGAAGAUCAGCAGAGCCAAAGACCGCAGGAAGAACACCGUGCAGGCCCCUUCUGCCAAGGCAGCCGCACCCCUCGCCAGGGCCCCGAAGACAGAGGCGGCUUCCCCUGUGUCCAGAGGAAACACUGGCUUCAUGACAUCAAAAAAAGUGAGCGCUUCUGAGUCCACACUUUCUGUGCCUUCUGGUGAAGAGUCGAAGACUGUAACAGAGAAAGAUGUGACCCCACUUGGAGCUGCCAGCGGUUCCUCCUCCUCGUCUUCCCUGGAGCACAAGUCCAACCAGCCCCGGACGCGGGACGCCCGCAGCAGCGACAAGAAGAUCCUGAGCAAAUGCCCGUCCCUGCCAUCUCGAGCCAGCACUGGUUCGCAGUCCUCCGCAGCAUCCACAGUCGCCAACCCCCGCGGUGAGGGCGAGCUGCGCCCGGGUGAGAGGGUGCUGGUGGUGGGACAGAGGAUGGGCACCAUCAGGUUCUUCGGGACGACGAACUUUGCUCCAGGGUAUUGGUACGGGAUAGAACUCGAGAAGCCCCACGGCAAGAACGACGGCUCAGUCGGUGGUGUGCAGUACUUCAGCUGCUCUCCGAGAUAUGGGAUAUUCGCUCCCCCAUCCAGGGUGCAGAGAGUAACAGAUUCCCUGGACACACUCACAGAAAUCUCUUCAAACAAGCAGAAUCCUUAUCCCGGUUUCAGGAGAAGUUUCAGUACAACGUCUGCUUCUUCCCAAAAAGAGAUUAACAGAAGAAAUGCUUUUGCCAAGUCCCGGCCGGCCCUGCGCCGCAGCUGGAGCGGCACCCCUGCUGCGGGCGUGGAGGCGCAGGCACGGCUGCGCGAGGGUGCCCAGGUGCUGCUUACCAGCUCCAACGAGAUGUGCACUGUGCGGUAUGUGGGCCCCGCCGACUUUGCACCCGGCACCUGGCUCGGCCUGGAGCUCCGAAGCGCCAAGGGCAAGAAUGAUGGCGCAGUGGGCGACCGGCGCUAUUUCACCUGCAGGCCCAACCAUGGCGUCCUGGUGCGGCCCAGCAGGGUCACCCACCGGGGCAUCUGCGGCUCCAAGCUCGUGGGCGACAGCUGCUGA
This is a messenger RNA of Carlito syrichta (Philippine tarsier), 2131 nucleotides long. It is a transcript of the gene CLIP4, whose product is annotated as CAP-Gly domain containing linker protein family member 4. The transcript has 15 exons. Bases 20 to 2131 code for a protein of 703 amino acids. Gene Ontology annotation, biological process: cytoplasmic microtubule organization. Gene Ontology annotation, molecular function: microtubule plus-end binding. Lineage: Eukaryota; Metazoa; Chordata; Mammalia; Primates; Tarsiidae. Gene Ontology annotation, cellular component: cytoplasm; nucleus; microtubule plus-end. The record is from RefSeq and is a predicted model, not a curated record.